AUGGAUAUCGCUGAGAAGAGAGUUUCAGAGAAAGAUUACAAUGGAGCCAAGAAAUUUGUUAACAAAGCUCAGGUUUUGUAUCCAAACAUUGAUGGUUUGCAACAAGUGUUGAUGAUGAUCGAUGUUUACAUCUCUGCAACCAACAAGAUCAACGGAGAAGCUGAUUGGUACGGAGUUCUCGGUGUAGACCCUUUGGCUGAUGAUGAAGCGUUGAAGAGACAGUACAAGAAGUUGGCUCUUUUGCUUCAUCCUGAUAAAAACAAGUUUAAAGGCGCGGAAGGUGCGUUUAAACUGGUAUCACAAGCUUGGUGUUUGUUAUCUAAUAAGGUCAAGAGAAGUGGUUAUGAUCAAAAGAGGAAGUCGAAAGAUGCAAAUCCCGGGAUGCAGAAACCACCAAACCCAACACACAAGCCUGCGCCUCAUAAUGGGAAUGAAAAUGCUAGAGGAGGUGUGGAUCCGAGUGCUAGGGCUACAAGUGAUCAUAAGCCUGCUAGUGGGAUGCCAAAACAACCAAAUCCACCCAAGCCAGCAGCAUCUUCUAACGGGAAUCAAAAUGCUCGAGGCGGUGUGGAUCCGAGCGCUGGGGCUACAAGCAAUCAUAAGCCUGCUAGUGGGAUGCCAAAAGGCCCAAAACCACCAAAUCCACACAAGCCUGCUUCUCAUAGUGGGAAUCAAAAUGCUAGAGGUGGUGUGGAUCCGAGUGAUAAGGCUACAAGUGAUCAUAAGCCUACUAGUGGGAUGGCAAAACCACCAAAUUCACACAAGCCAGCAACAUCUUCUGAUGGUUAUCAAAACGCUAGAGGUGGUGUGGAUCCGAGUGCUAAGGCUACAAGUGAUCAUAAGCCUGCUAGUGGGAUGCCAGAGCCACCAAAUCCACACAAGCCUGCAGCAUCUUCCAAUGGGAAUCAGAACGCUAGAGGUGGUCUGGAUCCGAGUGCUGGGGCUACAAGUAAUCAUAAGCCUGCUUGUGGGAUGCCAAAUACACAGAAACCAUCAUCUUCUAGCGGGCAUCAAAAUGCUAGAGACCGUGUGGAUCUGAGCCCUAAACCUAGCUGUUAUAAGCCUGCCCCUGCCUCUGCCCCUGCUGAUUCAUCAAAACAGCAUACAGAUAGUAUGUUGUUUUGGACAAUGUGCAAUAGAUGCACGACACAAUAUCCAUAUCUGACGGGGUUUUGUCAUAUCCAGCCCGUACAUUGUCGUAACUGUGGUCAGGUUAUCAUAGCAACUCAAGUUGUGAAGCCAGUCAACUGCUCAUCAUCUCCUCAACAACAACAGAACAGUGCCCAAAAUAAAGCAACAAACAAAAGCAUCAAUGGAGCUUCUGCUUCUGUGAGAAAUCCUUCUCCAUCUGCAGCUCAGAAAACUCCACAAGGAAGUGCCAAAAGCCAAGCAACAAACCAAAACACAAAUGGAACCUUUUUUUCAGGGAGAGUUUCUUCACCAAGGGAAAGUGUUGUAAGGCCAGUCAACCGCUCAUCAUUUCCUACAGAACAACAACAUUGGAGUGUCCAAAAUAAAGCAACAAACAAAAGCACCAACGAAGCUUCUUCAUCGACUAGUGCAGCUCCAAAACCUCCACAAGCAAGUGCGAAAAGUCGAGCAGCAAACAAAAACACAAAUGGAGCCUCUUCUUCACAGAGAGUUUCUUCACCGUCUGUUAGUGCAACCGUGAACAUCCCACAGUGGAAUUGUUCAGUGUCAGUAACGGCCAAUUCUGGUAGCAUAAAGGCCACAAAUCAAGCACAAGAAAUUUUGAAAAGAGUACAUGGGGAGUCACAUGCUACUGCAGGGAAGGUUCUUAAGAAGCCGAGGGUAGAGAAGGAUGCUUUAUGA
This is a messenger RNA of Camelina sativa (false flax), 1833 nucleotides long. The record is from RefSeq and is a predicted model, not a curated record. Lineage: Eukaryota; Viridiplantae; Streptophyta; Magnoliopsida; Brassicales; Brassicaceae.